UUAACGAGCCCUGUCACCGGGCGAGUGACCGUCCGCGAUAACAAAUACAUCUACAAUGGAAUUCGUUUCGACUACAAGUGUUUUGUUUAUAUUAUUUAAAUCAAUUUCCGCCAAAUCGAUACCAAACAGUUAUGUCGAAAAUCGAAUGAAUUUAAUCGAACGUGAAUUGGACAUGCAAUUAGGUAGUGAAGUGAUUUUGAACGAUGAUGAAAAAUUGGCCAACGAAAUACUGAUGCACUGGAAACAAAAGGAAAUCGAAGAAUCUUUUCGAAAUCCACAAUAUUUUAAUUUCUCGAAACAUUACUUCGCUUACAAGAACGAUAUUCCUAAAUCUAAAGUAUAUCAGAUUAUAAGAGAAAUGCCUAAAGGUGCGGCGCUACAUGUGCACAGCUCACUGAUGCUCAGUGCAGAUCGCUUAUUGAAUCUGACUUAUGAAAAUCACUUGUACAUGUGCAAUAAUGAGGCCGGUGAUAUACAAUUCAGAUUCUCAGAAGUACCUCCCAAAUCGCCUUGUCAUACAGGCUGGCUGCUGCUGAAGGAUUUGAGAAAUUUAGGUGAUGCAACGAAAUUUGAUGAAACUCUAAAGAACUAUUUCACUCUAUUUUCGGAAUCGGGUCAAAGUUGUGACAAAAUAAACGAUAUUAACACGAUUUGGCGCAAAUUCGAAAAAGUAUCAAAAGCUAUAUCUCAAUUAAUAAUUUAUAGACCACUCACUGAAAAGUUCUUUUAUGAAGCUUUGAACGAAUUUUAUAAAGAUAACAUACAGUACAUUGAAAUAAGAAGUGGUUUGAAAAGUCUGUACGAAUUGAACGGCACAGUGCAUGACAAAUUGUAUAUGCCGAGAUUGUACCGAGAAGUGGCAGAGCGUUUUAAAAGGGAUCAUCCGGACUUUGUGGGCGUUAAAUUGAUCGUGACUAGACAUAGGCUAAAGACGGAUGAAGAGAUACGGAAAACUAUAAAUUUGGCGAGGCAGGUGAAGCGAGAAUUCCCUUCGUUCUUUGCCGGUUUCGAUCUCGUCGGACAGGAAGAUUUGGGCAGACCGUUGUCUGAUAUACUGCCAUUCCUGACUGAAGCGAAGAAUGAGUUGAAGUAUUACUUCCAUGGAGGUGAAACUAACUGGUACGGGACUUCGACGGACGAGAAUCUUUUCGAUGCUGUACUUUUGGGAUCGAAGCGUAUAGGUCACGCCUAUGGACUAAUAAAGCAUCCAUCUUUACUGAUAGCUGUGAAACAAAAUGAUAUAGCGUUGGAAGUAAAUGUUGUGUCUAAUGUGGUGUUGGGUUUAGUCCAUGAUGUGAGGAAUCAUCCGUUAGCGACAUAUUUAGCGCUAGAUCUGCCGGUUGUGUUGUCUAGUGACGAUCCAGGAGUAUGGGGUGCGGAUCCAUUGUCUCACGACUUUUAUAUAACUUUCGUGGGUGUCGCGAGCAAGCGCGCCGACUUGCGUCUCCUAAAGCAACUAGCUAUUAACUCCAUAAAAUAUAGCACGUUAGAUACAAAACAUAAGGAGACAUUGUUCAGAGUGUUCUAUACCAAAUGGGAUGUCUUCAUCAAACAAGUAUUAACUAUGAGUACAAAUAUUUAUUUAUAA
Messenger RNA from Papilio machaon (common yellow swallowtail), 1588 nucleotides. RefSeq names its product adenosine deaminase 2-like. The record is from RefSeq and is a predicted model, not a curated record. Bases 56 to 1588 code for a protein of 510 amino acids. NCBI's taxonomy places the organism in Eukaryota, Metazoa, Arthropoda, Insecta, Lepidoptera, Papilionidae. The transcript has a single exon. Gene Ontology annotation, biological process: adenosine catabolic process; inosine biosynthetic process. Gene Ontology annotation, molecular function: adenosine deaminase activity.